CCUUUGAUGAGAGACCAGCUAGAACAUUCACAGGUGCUGGAGAAAGGGGAGAGUCAGGGAAUGAAGUUGGACCCACGAGCAGCUUUUCUCUACAGACACUCUUUGUUUUCUCUUCUCCUUCUCAUCAACUGCUUGUUUUCAUUUCUUUUCGACACCUGACCUCCAAUUUCCUGCCGCAUAAAUUGCUUUCUUUCAACUGCCCAAGGCACCAUGGAUCCUGCAACCGCCACCGAUAUCUCCCCAUCUUCCUCCUACCUCACCUCCACCACGCGGCCAAUCAGUGAAAUGACCUCAAAUUCAACCGAUCAAGUCUCAGAAUUCCUAUCAUGUCUUCCAGAAGAAACCCCAAAGGUCAUUGCCUCAACCCUUAGAGCUGUCAAUUCCGCCUUGCAACAGAAUCUCGAUGCAGAUGGCAACCCAAGAUCAGAAUAUGUUGUUGUCUCAUACGUCGGCCCACAGGUGGUGGAACAGCUUGUCAACAACCGAGGCGUGAACAUGAGGAUGUUUUAUGAUGAAGAAUUAAGAACUCUUAUUGUCAAACUCCCCAUGCGACCUCACGAAAUUCUCAUACAACGAUUUAAUUACAUGUUCUUGCGGGAGUCUGAGCGACAGGGUGACGAGGAAUCUAUCGACGCCACUGGAAGCGAGACAGUAGAGGAAUCUCCAUAUGCUAAGGAAGGAGACUCAGGGUUCCUGCCGCGGCGGUUUAUCCCCGGCAGGGAUCCCAAAUGGCCUACGGUGGUUCUCGAAGUCGGUCUGUCCCAAGGGUUGGAGGAGCUCCGGCGUUGUGCAAGAUGGUGGCUGGGUACAUCAAAUGGACUCGUCAAGGUCGUUAUCAUCGCUUCCAUCCACCGUACUCAGCCCCAGAUAAUCUUCGAGAAGUGGAAACUGCAACCUGUUCAGCCGAAUCACCCAUAUGGUCUCCGAAUCCUGGGCCCCGGAACGCCGGCGAAAAUCCAAGAAAUCACGAUAUUUCGCAGAAACAAUACGACUGUGACCACAGGUGCGCCUCUAGUGGUUCAAUUCGAGCAUAUAUUCCUCACACCACCCUCUGGUACUCAGCAAGACUACAUUUUUACUGCAAAGCAGCUAGAGGGAAUUGCUGAACGAGUCUGGGAGAAGCAGCGCUUCGUUCCGAUGCCGAUUUGAUAUUUCUACUUUGAGUGCCUUUCGUCUUUUUAUUUUUUAUUUUAUUUUUCUUUCACGAUUCUACACGAAUUCAAGUAACAUGAGCCACUUUGCUUUUAAUUUUGAAGAGUAGCUUGGGAUUUGAAGGAUACUCUCUAGAACCAAGAACUUUCUGCCUGA
Molecule: messenger RNA, 1308 nt
Organism: Aspergillus wentii DTO 134E9
Lineage: Eukaryota; Fungi; Ascomycota; Eurotiomycetes; Eurotiales; Aspergillaceae
Exons: 2
Coding region: 211-1149 (312 amino acids)
Source: RefSeq, a predicted model, not a curated record